Molecule: messenger RNA, 1110 nt
Organism: Microsporum canis CBS 113480
Lineage: Eukaryota; Fungi; Ascomycota; Eurotiomycetes; Onygenales; Arthrodermataceae
Product: dihydroorotase
Exons: 5
Coding region: 52-1110 (352 amino acids)
Biological process (GO): pyrimidine nucleotide biosynthetic process; 'de novo' pyrimidine nucleobase biosynthetic process
Cellular component (GO): cytoplasm
Molecular function (GO): dihydroorotase activity
Source: RefSeq, a predicted model, not a curated record
GCAGCCGUCGGCCAAAGGGAAAAUACUUUGGUUUUUUUUUUUUUUUUGAAGAUGCGGUUGAGGACACUACCUCGCCUGGAGCUGCCGGCUGCGGCGGACAUGCAUGUCCACCUCCGUCAGGAUGCCAUGAUGCAGUUAGUUACGCCCUACAUUCGAAAGGGAGGGGUUGAUACUGUCUUUGUGAUGCCAAACCUUCAGCCACCCGUUACAACCGUUGCCCAGGCACUAGAGUACAGAUCCAAACUUCAGGAGAUCGAGCCCAACGUUCACUAUCUCAUGUCACUAUACCUUCAUGAUUCCAUUACCCCGGAAGUCAUCAAAGAGGCCGCUGCCGCCGGUAUCGCUGGCGUCAAGGUCUACCCCCAAGGGGUGACUACCAACUCCGCAGCCGGUGUUACCAGUCUGGAUGACUUCUACCCGGUAUUUGAGGCGAUGGAAGAGCAUGACCUCGUCCUCAACUUGCAUGGAGAAGUCCCUGAUGUCGAUGUAAUGAAUGCGGAAGAGGCAUUCUUGCCCACCCUGAAGCGUAUUAAUGAUAGGUUCCCAAAACUACGGAUAGUGCUUGAACACUGUACCACUUCUGCUGCCGUUGAGACUGUACGCUCCUGUGGACCGACAGUUGCCGCCACUAUUACCGCACAUCAUCUCUAUCUCACAGCCGAUGAUACCGUUGAUCCACUAGCUUUCUGUAAACCCAUUGCUAAGACGCCGGCAGAUCGAGACGCCCUUAUAAGGGCUAUAUGCAGCGGGGACUCGAAAUUCUUCCUAGGAACUGAUAGCGCCCCGCAUCCGAAAUCAGCCAAGGAACAGCCAAAGCCAGCAGCCGGUGUUUUCACCCAGCCAUAUGCAACACAAUAUAUCCUCCUCGCUUUGGAGGAUGCCACCGAGCGUAGCAUCAUCCAGGAGUCUGCUGUCACUCAAGAACGCCUUGAGGGAUUCCUUAGCAGGUUCGGCAGACGGUUCUACAAAUUGCCCGAACCAGAGCCAGGGAAGAUCAUUCUCGAAAGAAAAGGGGAGACCAUAGAAAAAACUAUCAAGAACGAAGACGGUAGCGUUGAAGUCUCUCUGUCAAGAGGUGGAGCAGAAAUCUUCUCCUUGCGUUGGGCUUAA